AUGUCCCACCGUAACGCGCACAAGCCCCAGCCGAGCUGGCACGCGCGGCUCAGCCCACUCGAACAGUAUGACGGGAGCAACCCGCGCCCGAGCCCGCACCCGGUGCUGGGCGUUGUACUCGUUGCUGCCUCGAUCGCUUUCCUCCUCCUCGCCUCGUACACUGUCUUCUUCAGCGCGUUUCUGUCGAAGAGCGGGAUUUGGGUCUUGGACACGCUCGCAGACGACAAGCAUUACAAGUACCUCCUCGUGCUCCUUAUCGCAUCGUACACAGGCUUCGUCAUUGCGAACUGGGUGGGAUGGCAGUACUAUAGGAACUCUUGA
Molecule: messenger RNA, 321 nt
Organism: Epithele typhae
Lineage: Eukaryota; Fungi; Basidiomycota; Agaricomycetes; Polyporales; Epitheliaceae
Exons: 3
Coding region: 1-321 (106 amino acids)
Source: RefSeq, a predicted model, not a curated record